Angiostrongylus costaricensis is the source of this 246-nucleotide messenger RNA. NCBI's taxonomy places the organism in Eukaryota, Metazoa, Nematoda, Chromadorea, Rhabditida, Metastrongylidae. The record is from the annotation of a GenBank genome assembly.
AUGUGGCGUCUUCUCCAGGUGGGUGAUAAGUGGGUGAAUUACGGACCAAAAGCGACGUUUGAUGAACUCGCUUUUUCUGCUGCGCCGAUUUGGCUGACACCUUCUAUUUUACGAGAAAUCACGCGAGUACGAGGACUUAUGUAUGCGUACGCGGAUGGGUUCCCGUUUAAGCGGACUGUAUUCUACGCGUCAAUUUGGCCAAGGGACUGCAAUCAAGUAACAGGAAAAUAUAUGGAAGUUGGUUAG